This is a messenger RNA of Pelecanus crispus (Dalmatian pelican), 3666 nucleotides long. The record is from RefSeq and is a predicted model, not a curated record. NCBI's taxonomy places the organism in Eukaryota, Metazoa, Chordata, Aves, Pelecaniformes, Pelecanidae.
AUGAUCGGCGAAGGCUCCUUCGGGCGCGUGUACAAGGGGCGCCGGAAACACAGCGCCCAGGUGGUGGCCUUGAAGUUCAUACCCAAGGUGGGGCGGUCUGAGAAGGAGCUGAAGAACCUGCAGCGGGAAAUUGAGAUCAUGAGGGGCCUCCAUCACCCCAACAUCAUCCAGAUGCUCGACAGCUUUGAGACUGACAAGGAGGUGGUGGUGGUGACUGACUACGCAGAGGGGGAGCUCUUCCAGAUCCUGGAGGACGAUGGGAGUUUGCCCGAGGACCAGGUUCAGGCCAUAGCUGCCCAACUGGUCUCUGCUCUCUAUUACCUGCACUCCCACCGCAUCCUGCACCGCGACAUGAAACCCCAGAACAUCUUGCUGGGCAAAGACGGCGUUGUCAAGCUCUGUGACUUCGGGUUUGCCCGUGCCAUGAGCAUCCACACCAUGGUGCUGACCUCCAUUAAGGGCACCCCGCUGUACAUGUCCCCUGAGCUGGUGGAGGAGCGGCCAUAUGACCACACGGCAGACCUGUGGUCUGUGGGCUGUAUCCUGUACGAGCUGUUUGUGGGCACUCCUCCCUUCUACACCAGCAGCAUCUUCCAGCUUGUCAGCCUCAUUGUCAAGGACCCCGUCAAAUGGCCCGAGUCCAUAAGCCCAGUCUUCAAGAGCUUCCUGCAGGGACUGCUAAUGAAGGACCCCCGCCAGCGCCUGUCAUGGCCGGAGCUGCUCUCUCACCCCUUCAUUGCUGGACGGGUUACUGUGAUUGAUGACAUAGAAGAGCACGGGAUCUCAAACCCCUUCACCACGAAACUGUCCCCGGAGCUGCAGGCCCUGAAGGAGCAGCAAGCCCAUUCCCUGGCCCCCAGGAGUGGCCAGUCCAGGAUCCUGAGAAAGGCCCGUCAGAAGAUGGCUGAGGAGGCACAGAAAAAGGGGAAACUGAAGGCAGGUGAUGCAUCUACGAAGGACUCUGGCAAAGGCUGCCCAGGGCAUAGACCCAGAGAAGCUCCUGGGAAGGUAGCCCUUGUGGAGGGGGAGCCACUGGCUGCCUCCAAAGAGAAGAACCCCAGUGUCCUGCAAGGAAAGAGCAGCACGGCAGAGUGGGAGUUGGAGGAGCCUCCACCCAACCCACGGGAGCACAGCAUCACUCAAGACUAUGAACGGGAGUUUUCUGGAGCAAGGGCUCCUCCACAGCCUGGUGCUGGCAGGGCAGAGCCCCAGGGCAGGUGCAGCAUCGAGGCCGUGGACCUGGAGAGUGAGGAGCUGGAGAGCGAUGAGGAGUGGCAGCACCUGAUCGAGGCCACAGAGCCUUUGGCCAUGCAGCUGAGCACGCCGCUGAGCCUCCUGAGGGACCUGGCCUUCCGGCACCGUGUCCAGGCCCGCCUGGCAGAGUCUGCUCAGCAGGUGCUGGAAGGGAUGCUGGAGGGAGCCUCCCGUCUCCGCCCUGUGCUCCGCAUCAUGGGCAACCUCCUGGCUACCCGGUGCGACUCUGAGCUGCUGGACCACUUCUGCCGAGAGCUGAAUGUGCCUCUGUCCCUGCUGUGUCUAGCCAAGCAGAUCCUGGAGAGUGGUAGCACCAAGCAGCAGCCCUGGUGUGUCACGGUGCUGACAGACCUCCUCAUGGUGACUGCAGUUUAUUUCAGCAGUGAAUGCAGCCUGGAGGAGAGUGGGCAAAAGGACAGCCUGCAGGCCUUUCAGGAGUGUGCCGGCUCCUUCCUAGCCCUGCUGCCGGAGCUGCUGGCUGAGCCACCCGACAGUGAGAUGAGACUCUGCCAGCAAAGCCUUCUGUGCUUCACCCUGCUCUGUGAGAGCCUGGAUGCGACAUGCCCUUCCGUCUCUGUCCCCUUCUAUGACAGCCUGCGAGAGGAGCGUCAGCCCCUGCUAAACAGACUCCUCCAGGGAUCCAUCUCAGAGCAGCCUGCUGUGCAAGGUACAGCGAUGGAGGCCAAGUCAGCCCAUGACCAGAGCCUAUGUGUGGCAGACCUCUUCAUGGCUGCAUUGGCUGCUGCCUGCAGCAUUCCCCUGGAGAGGAACAGCUGUCGGGAAGCCAAGCAGCAGGUUGCUCGGGAGGUAGCCGAAAAGCUUAUGGAAGGAGAGAGCCAGCAGCUUGGGAGGCUGCUGGGGAGACUGGAGCACCCAAGCUGCUCCUUGAAUGUGCUCAAGAUCCUCUACGCUGGCUGCCCUGCCAGCCCGAGCCUGUGCCAGCACCUGGGAAGGAGCCAGCGACUGUGGGGUUCCCUCAUGCAGCUCUCGAAAGGCAAGGUCCCCAUGGUGGAGGUGGCCCAGGGGGCAGCCUGCGAGGCCUCACUGUAUCUGCUGGCCCUGCUCACCCUGCAGCUCCAAACCUCCCCUCCCAGGCUUGAGGAGGUGGUUACCCUGGCCACGGACCUCAUCACCCAGUCUCCUGUUGUCUCCCUUGUGGGUGCUGCAGCAUUCCUCCUGACACAGCUCAGUCAGCAUGGGGUGGCCUUGGAGCUCGGGGGAGAAGAGAUCCUACCGGUGGUGACAAAUGCGCUGACAGCACCUGCUGAGGUACGGGAUGGGGACGGAGGAAUAGGGGAGCUGUGCUGUCACCCCGCAGUGGAGCUCCUUGCCCAGGAAGACGUGGCUGUGGAGCAGGACUUUUCUGCCUCAGAGCUGUGGAGCGUGUUAUGGCAUUGUGUUGCUGUGGUGCUUCGCGUGGGCAGCGACAGGGCAGUGCUGGAGGGAGACACCCCAGGGGCAGGACAUCCUGCGGCAGAGCCGGACUGGAACCUCCUCUCCCCUCAAGGCACCCUGCUCUUCCUCAGCCUGGCCCUCUUCAUCUUCACUCGCGAGUCCCACCGGUGCCUGCCUCAGCUCACCCAGUCCCACGGUGUCCUCAUGAUGACGCUGAAGAGGUUGCUGUCCCCUGGCUUCCUGGCAUGCCUGGCACAGACGCAAACAGGAGAGGAUGGGGACCCUGAGCUUGUCCCAGCUGUGGUGAUCCAGGCCUGCCAGCUCCUCUGCUUCCCUUUUGCCCUGGCUGUGGAUGGAGACACCUUAGCAUUGGUCAUGGAGGCUGUGAGGGACGCCCAGAUCUCUGCCCAGCUGCUGCAGGUCUGCUCUCACCAUCUGCCCUUCCCGUACACCGAGCUCCCCAUGAGCCUCUUGUGCCACCUCGUUGUGUCUGAUGAGCAGGUCAUCGACCAAAUGGUGAGGACAGCCACUGCCUCGGAGCACAUCAUUGCCUUCUUGACGUCUGCCUUGUUUACAGACAGCCUCACGCUCACAACUGACCUCCUGUCUCUCUUGACCCACGUGGCCCGGGCCUGUCCGGAGCACCUGCCCUUUCUCCAGAGGAUCCUGAGGGGCCUGCUCGGCCACCAGCAACACCAGAUACGGGCCAAAACCUGCAACCUGCUGGGCAACCUGCUCCGACAUGGCCACGGUUUUCCCCAGGUGCUGCAGAGCCAGCCUGGUUUGCUGGAGAGCCUGCUGGGGUGCCUGUCGGACCGGGAGGAGAGCGUGCGCAAGGCAGCCAGCUUCGCGGUGGGCAAUGCCGCCUACCAUGAGUCCUCCCCGGCCGGGACCCUGGGCAGGGCCGUGCCCAGGCUGAUGCGGCUGCUGAGUGACGUGCAGGCCAGGACGCGCUGCAAUGCGGCCUCAGCUCUGGGCAACCUGGGCUCGCGAUCGGCAGAGCUGGGGGACCUGCUG